Messenger RNA from Spizellomyces punctatus DAOM BR117, 2942 nucleotides. RefSeq lists its product as uncharacterized. The transcript has 8 exons. NCBI's taxonomy places the organism in Eukaryota, Fungi, Chytridiomycota, Chytridiomycetes, Spizellomycetales, Spizellomycetaceae. The coding region runs from base 192 to 2687 and encodes 831 amino acids. The record is from RefSeq and is a predicted model, not a curated record. Gene Ontology annotation, cellular component: cytoskeleton; plasma membrane.
UUUCAUGGAGACCCUCAUUCCUGACUGAGACAUUGUGGUUGCAUACCAAGGAAAUAACAAGUUUCACGAGCCAUCUUGGCAGCGCUAAGGUCAUCAGUGACAUAAAAAGACUUGUCGGACAGCCGGUCCCUUGUUCAUAGCAUCUUCGUCCGUGCCGUUCCUACACUCGAUCACAGAUACCACUAUUCCUAAUGAAGCUGUUUAAUAAGAACAAGGAUAGGUUAGAACGACAAAACUCCAAUCCGCUCUUAGCAGAGCAGGCACUGCAACGUAAGAAUCCUGCUAAGAAAAUAAUUGAGCGGGGGCCGGAAGCUGCUCGUGAAGCGCAUUGGCAGCCACCCCUUCAACGACACAUAAAGCCUGAUGAUGGAUCUGAAUUUGUGACUAUCCGAGUUCGCAUCCUGAACGGUGAUGCCGAACACGACUUCAACGCAAAGUUUCCAGCGGGGCAAUUAUUGGGUCAACGAGUCUGCAAUAUUAUUGCCGAUAGGGAGGGAUUACCGCCAGAGGCCCGCAAAAUGUUUGCUUUGUGGGUCGUUGGAAAGGAUCUUGAGCUUCAAGUUCAGCCCGAUUUGGACAUAUUUUCCUUAAUGAACAAGUGGAAUACAUUAGUGUUGGAUUUCACACAUUACCCCGAAGCCAUCGAUCCCACGCAUGCAAUCAACCGACAUUGGUUCGUUUACCGUCGAGAAGCGACAGUUACCAAAAGCUUUGAGCGCAGAUUUACCGACGAUCCAACUGUCCGAUUGCUUUAUGGCGAGGCCAAGCGCAACGUGAUGACCGGCCGAUAUGUGUGCCCUUUAGAAGAUGCAGUCUCACUAGGUGGAAUUAUGUUAGCCCUUGCAACGGGACCUUACGAUCGCUUGCGGCAUCCGGACGGAUAUAUUCUGAAAAACGAUUAUUGGAAAACCUUGAUCCCAAUGCGCUUACACGGAGAACUGAAGCCUCAGGAAUGGGAAGAUUGCCUGCGGAAUGAGCACGGCAAGCAUAAAGGACGACCAGUCGAGGCUCUUCGUAUGAUGUAUUUAGAGUUCGUCAGGGAAUUUGCCUGUUAUGGAUGCUCCUUCUUCCCUUGCUGCAAGCUCCGACCUCCUGCCGGGUUUUUCGAGUUCCGCUUGCAAAGGUGGAUGGUAGGGAUCAGCACAGAUGGUCUUGUGGUUUUGGAUCAGGACAAGAAUGGGUAUGCAUUUGCAGAACAAUGGGAGAAUCUGACAGUUAAGAGGUCAACUGAUCGGAUCAUCCUCCGAUGGAAAGAUAAGGAAACCGAGAAACCCAAAAAGUUGAAGCUCUUCACCCCACAAGCACAGAUGAUCCAAAAUUUGGCAUUGCGUGCCAAGUACGUAGCAUUGAAAACACAGCACGAGGCAGAAGAAAACGCUCGGAGCCCACUCGUUCCUGCUACGCCCGUGUCCGCUAGCAGUAGUUCAAACUCUACAGUUCAAACUCGCCGUGCAUCGAUACAAGCCAGUUCAUUGGGCUCUGGCUCUGGGAUCCAAGUGCGCGGAUUUACGUAUGGUGAUCCAUCUGCCUCGGGAUCCACCUCGCAAGGAAUGCCACGGGGUGCAUCGAACAGAGAUAUGAAGGGAUGGGAUAUGCCACCUGUGUACGAGGAUGCACUUAGGCGAAGCCAGCUUGAUCUUGGUCCAGAUAUGACAAAUGACCCGGGUAAAUCUUAUGUGUACGGAGCGCAGAAGCAACAGCCAGCAAGUUUUGAGGCCGCUCGGGUACGGCCUCCCUCACUCAUUGUAUCCAAUGGUGAAGGGAGCAGCUAUUCAACUGCCGCUGCUCAUUUACCCCCUCGAAUGGAACAGUAUGCGCACUUGAUUGAUGGAACUGGGCCAACAAGCGAGCUGGAUGCGGUUGAUGCGAUGUUGGUGUCCGCCGUUGCAGAUCUUGACAAUUAUGCACCAUCGGCCCCUCCAUCCGCUCCGCCUAUGGAUGUUCUGAGUCCUCAUGCGUACGCACAAACCCCUAAUCCUGCUGGUAUCCGCCAGUCAGUAUCAACAGGCAACGAAAGACCUGCGCUCUCAUCAUUUAGUCGAUCCCCUUCUUCAAAUGCAACACAACCGCUCAACACAUUUGCUAAUAGCCGCCGCCCAUCGAUGAUGGCUUUUACGGCCAUGCAGGGACAAGCGGAAGAUGCGUCUCGGGCACCCCAAAAGCAAGCUUUAGGAGCCUUCGCAAACGCCCGUAAACCGUCCAUCACCGCAUUGUCCGCCUUCUCCCCGCCAGGGGCUGACAACGCCUUGGCUGAUUCCUCGAGGUUGCAAGAAUCUCCGCUUCAGCAACCGUCCCACCUUGGACCGGCCGUACCCUCCAACCGCGGGCCGAUCAGCCGUCGUGCGUCCAUGCGUCAAUCAUCUUUUAGCGAUGCCGCACAUGCUAUUCCUGAGACCUCAGUGUACACAUCUUCCUAUGUCGCCGUCUCCCAUACCCCCGACGUAUUCACAGCCGUCGAAAAUUCCGGCAGCCGACCAUCUUCAUUCCAAGCAGGGACAUUCGGUCAGGCGCAAAGUAAUAUAAGUCGGGAUACCUCCUUUAACUACCAGAAACCAUCCAUCACCCCAUCUAGGUCGAGGAGUUCUAGUAUUGUGAGCGCCAUCGCAGGGGCUUUCAAAGACACUGGCGUCAGGAGAGGGGCGGACGCAGGACCUGAUUUUGCAGCAGCUUUAAAUCAUUACCUAUGAGAACGGCAAGGCACACACAUAUUGCUCCCACUAUUGUGGUGAUGAUUCCGUAUAUUAGCUAUUUCCAGGCUCAUCUUGCCUGAUCAUAAUGAACGCAAUGCGCUGUGUGUAAAUACAAAAGACUUAUGCAAGGUUCUCUACAUCAAAUACAAAUGAGUUGUAGACGGCCCAUCCUAACCACCCAAACUAUGCAAGGGUCUCGUUCGCUUCUAUAAACAGUGUCCGCCGUCACUCACUGAGCCGCCUUUCCUUCCC